This is a messenger RNA of Alternaria burnsii, 645 nucleotides long. RefSeq lists its product as uncharacterized. The coding region runs from base 1 to 645 and encodes 214 amino acids. The transcript has a single exon. Lineage: Eukaryota; Fungi; Ascomycota; Dothideomycetes; Pleosporales; Pleosporaceae. The record is from RefSeq and is a predicted model, not a curated record.
AUGGUUGAAUCAUCAGCAUACUCGCAGAGCCAAAGACACCCGCACUUGACACGAAAUUUCCGUGUGGAUGAACCCGUACGCACACAUACAGUAUUCAGCUACAAUCAACGCACUCGAAGUCAAGGCUGCUACCAUGGAUACCAAAUCAACAAAGGGAAGACGCAAGACACUCUGAAGGGCUCCCAUUGUGAACAGUCUAUGACGGGUGCCCGAAUCGAAGCGUACGAAGACGCCGUCACCACGAAAGCCUGGCACGAUGAGUGGGAGGUAGAGCCAGAUGAUUUUGGAACACCUGAACCACUGCUCGUCCUCAACCGACGUGCAAAUAUCGACUUGAAGAAUCACGCACGGCAGACGAAGUCGACAUAUCUAUGUCACUGGGAUCAAGGCCAUGAGCCGCGUGGUGUACUUGCUCAGCGCUUGGCAGAAGCAAACCAAUCUAUGGAAAAGGAACAAGCUGGCGUAUGCAUUGGCAAUGAGCAAGAUUUGCAACACAUGAGAGUGAAGCGCGCUGUGCGGAAUGCGGACGUCAUCGACUUGACAGGGGACGAUACCGUGGAAGAAAGCAAAUCCAGGGAUUGUGUCGGUAUCGAGAAUGUAGAGAACUACCCCCCAGGAACUAUGGCGCAACCAUGGGAAAUCUAG